This is a messenger RNA of Erinaceus europaeus (western European hedgehog), 1445 nucleotides long. RefSeq names its product coenzyme Q10A (gene COQ10A). The coding region runs from base 419 to 1147 and encodes 242 amino acids. Gene Ontology annotation, cellular component: mitochondrion. Gene Ontology annotation, molecular function: ubiquinone binding. NCBI's taxonomy places the organism in Eukaryota, Metazoa, Chordata, Mammalia, Eulipotyphla, Erinaceidae. The transcript has 5 exons. The record is from RefSeq and is a predicted model, not a curated record. Gene Ontology annotation, biological process: ubiquinone biosynthetic process; cellular respiration.
GAUGUCGGCAGCCCAGCCCACGAAGCGCCCUCUCGGCGAGUGCAUCUAGUCAGUGACGUCGCUCCUGCCCCGCGGGCGACCGCCAGCUCAGCCGCUUCCACGACACACACGCAGGCCCUCUCCCGGGAAACUACAUCUCCCGACAGCCACGCGGCCUGCUUCCUUCCUCCUCUCCCAUUCCAAGCCAUGGCAACGGCGUGACGUGAGGGACAGGGAGCCGCGGGAACAGCGGUCGCGGCUCCAGUUUUAGUCCACUCGGCAGCCAGGGAGGAGGAGGCCGAGAGCGGCCCGGCCCAGCGCCGCCCCAGCUUCAGGACCCCGAGAUCGCCCGCCGCUCGCCGCCACCUCCCUUUGGAGCGAGGAGCGCGCAGCCGGCGCCGGGGCGGUGGUUCGAGGCCAGGGCGAGAAGGUGGCGCGCAUGGCCUCGGCGGGCGCGCGGCGGCUGCCGGCCGGGACGCGCGCGGCGGCCCAGCGCUGGGGCGGGCUCCCUCUCCGGUGCACGCGCCCAGCCCCGCCCCCGAACCCGCCACGACCAAUGAGAUUUCUGAUCUCCUGCAGCCUCCUCUUGCCCCGGGCUGUCCCAGUUGGGAGUGAGGCUGGCUUACCUGCCAGGCGUUCCUUCAUGGGCUUUGCUGCCCCCUUCACCAACAAACGAAAAGCAUACUCUGAGCGUAGGAUCAUGGGGUACUCAAUGCAGGAGAUGUUCGAGGUGGUGUCCAAUGUCCAGGAGUAUCGUGAGUUUGUGCCCUGGUGUAAGAAGUCUUUGGUAGUGUCCAGUCGUAAAGGUCACCUGAAAGCCCAGUUGGAGGUUGGCUUCCCACCUAUCCUGGAACGUUAUACCUCAGCUGUUUCCAUGGUCAAACCUCACAUGGUCAAGGCGGUGUGCACUGAUGGUAAGCUCUUCAACCACUUAGAGACCAUUUGGCGGUUCAGACCUGGUCUUCCUGCUUACCCCCGAACUUGCACUGUGGACUUUUCGAUAUCCUUUGAAUUUCGUUCUCUGCUGCACUCCCAGCUGGCCACGAUGUUUUUUGAUGAGGUUGUCAAACAGAAUGUCGCUGCUUUUGAGCGCCGGGCAUCCACCAAGUUUGGUCCAGAAACAGUCAUCCCCCGUGAACUGAUGUUCCAUGAGGUGCACCACACUUGAGGCAAAGGACUGUUCCCUGACCUCUUCUAUUUUCCCUCCCCAUCCACUUUAAUUUAUUUCAUCUGGUUCCUGCUUAUUCUGAGAGGUCUGUUCAUAACAGAAAUUGCUGUAAACUGGCUGGAAAGGCUGGGGUAUGGAAAGUAGACAGCCUAUGAAAGGGUCAUAAAAGCCUCAUAUGCCUGCAGCUUUUUCACACUGAAUUGUAAUCAGGACUGACUACAUGGUUGCCUCUGAACCUUGUCAAGGUGCCUUAUCGUUUGAAAAGUCUAAGGGAUUAAAUUAUGCUUUUUCCCUCUGA